Molecule: messenger RNA, 3277 nt
Organism: Juglans microcarpa x Juglans regia
Lineage: Eukaryota; Viridiplantae; Streptophyta; Magnoliopsida; Fagales; Juglandaceae
Product: glutamate receptor 3.7-like
Exons: 6
Coding region: 389-3115 (908 amino acids)
Cellular component (GO): plasma membrane
Molecular function (GO): glutamate-gated receptor activity
Source: RefSeq, a predicted model, not a curated record
CACAUGUUUGGUCUUUUGUGUUCUGUUGUGGUGGCUCAUUUCCUAGUGCUUUGCAAAUGUAGUGGGAUGAAGUUCCUCGGUUGUAAGCCUUCCACUCUUCCACUUCUUGUUUUUUAUUUUGGUUUUUGCACGUGAUGAUUUUACCAGACCAAGAACUGGGUCGCUAACUGGUCACGAAGUAUUUAUCCCGUGAUCUUUAGUCUGUGGGUGGGAUACUCCGACUAAUCAAUUAUCCAUGAAAUUCGUCUGAGCAUUUAUCCAAUUGUGCUUUUAACCCCUAUUUAUCCAGGUUUUGAAGCCUGUGCAGCCUUAGUUUGGUAAAAGUCUUGAGCUUUUGUUGUUGUUGUGAAGCUCUGGUGUGGUGAAUUAUUAUUAUUUUUUUGAAGAAAUGGAACACUUGGGGUUUAUGCCAGUGAUAGUUUUGGUAGGGGUAUUCCUUACCGGUUCUGUGUACUCCCAAAGUCCUGCUGUUGUGAACGUUGGUGCAAUUUUUACUCAAAAUUCGGUUAUUGGUAGAGCAGCCAAGGUGGCGAUGGAAGCAGCUGUCUCUGAUGUCAAUGCAGACCCAACAAUUCUCAAAGGGACAAAGCUAAGGUUUAUCAUGGAUGAUGCAAAUUGUAGUGUCUUCUUGGGGUCCGUUGGAGCUUUUCGGUUACUUGAGAAAGGGGUAGUGGCGAUAAUUGGUCCACAGUCCUCUGCUAUAGCUCAUAUGAUUUCUGAGAUUGCUAAUGGUCUCCAAGUGCCUCUUGUUUCAUAUGCUGCCACUGAUCCAACACUCUCUGCCCUCCAAUUCCCAUUCUUCCUUCGAACUACACAAAGCGAUGCCUUCCAAAUGGCCGCUAUGGCUGACUUAAUUGACUUUUAUGGAUGGAAAGAGGUCAUUGCCAUAUAUGUGGAUGAUGACUAUGGGAGAAAUGGGAUAUCUGCUUUAGAUGACGAACUUCACAAGAGGGCAUUGAAGAUUGCUCAGAAGUUGCCUUUGACUAUUCAGUUUGAUCUAAACAACAUCACUGAUAUGCUUAAUAAAUCUAGAUUGCUCGGUCCUCGUGUUUAUGUUGUUCAUGUUGGUCCUGACCCCAAAAUGAGAUUAUUCACCAUAGCUCAAAAACUCCAAAUGAUGACCAGCAACUACGUAUGGCUUGCGACAGAUUGGCUUUCUGCUACCUUAGAUUCAUUCUCUCCAAUGACUGAAUCUUCACUCCAUAUACUCCAAGGGGUAGUUGGGCUUCGUCAACAUACUCCAGAGUCCAUCCGAAAGAGGGCUUUUGUGUCUCGAUGGGGAAAAAUGCUAGAUGAGGGUUUAGCAAGUUCUGAGCUAAAUACGUAUGGACUCAAUGCUUAUGACACAGUAUGGGCAGUUGCACAUUCAAUCGAUAAUUUUGUAAAAGAACACAGAAAUAUCACAUUCUCUUUUAACGAUAAGUUACUCAAAAUGAACCCGAGUAAAAUUCAGCUGAACAAGCUCAAAGUCUUUGAUGGUGGAUCUAUUCUGCUGGAGAAAUUAUUGGAGACAAGCUUCACUGGUUUAAGUGGUCAAGUACAAUUUAACCAAGAUCAGAACAUUGUAAGUGGUGGUUAUGAUGUCAUUAAUAUUGACCAGAUGGCAGUUCAUGUGGUCGGUUAUUGGUCUAAUUCCUCAGGUUUUUCAGUUUUACCCCCAGAAAAUAUUAAAAGUGAAGAAAACAGUUAUUCCCACUUGCAUCAGAAGCUUAACAUGGUUACUUGGCCUGGUGGAAGUAAGGAAAGGCCACGAGGUUGGGAAAUUGCAGAUAAUGAGAGACCGUUGAGGAUCGGAGUGCCAAACAGAGCAAGUUUUGUUGAAUUUGCUACUAAACUGCACAACAACCAAAACAUGCAAGGAUACUGCAUUGAUUUGUUCAUUGAAGCACAGAAAUUAGUCCCAUACGACAUUCCUUACAGAUUUGAGCCUUUUGGGGAUGGUCACUCCAAUCCCAAUUACAACGAUCUUGUAAAGAUGGUUGCAGAUGAGGUGUUUGAUGCUGCUGUCGGGGACAUUGCAAUUGUGACAAACAGGACAAAGAUUGUGGAUUUUUCGCAGCCAUAUGCUACUACCGGUCUUGUCAUAGUGGCUCCAGUCCGCAAUUCAAAAUCAAGUGCUUGGGUGUUUCUUAAACCGUUUACAGUGGAGAUGUGGUGUGUUACCGCAGCUUCUUUUGUAAUGAUUGCAGUAGUUAUUUGGAUUCUUGAGCAUCGAGUCAACAAUGAUUUCCGGGGUCCUCCUAAGAGGCAGCUUGUUACAAUGUUUCUGUUCAGCUUCUCGACAUUGUUUAAGACAAAUCAGGAAGCUACAGUUAGCCCACUUGGACGGAUGGUGAUGGUGGUUUGGCUAUUCCUAUUAAUGGUGGUCACAGCAAGUUAUACAGCAAGCUUAACUUCAAUUCUCACGGUUGAGCAGCUUUCAUCACCCAUCACAGGAAUUGAUAGCCUGGUUUCGAGUAACUGGCCUAUCGGGUAUCAAGAAGGUUCCUUUGCUUAUAGCUAUCUGACAGACAGUCUUUACAUACCUAGGUCAAGACUCAUUUCUCUGGGCUCCCCAGAAGCGUAUGAGAGAGCUCUACGACUUGGGCCAACUGAUGGAGGGGUAGCAGCUAUUAUAGAUGAGCUUACAUAUGUGGAGUUAUUUCUGUCAAAGCAAACUGAAUUUGGGAUUAUUGGGCAACCUUUUACCAGGAGUGGAUGGGGAUUUGCUUUCAGGAGAGAUUCCCCACUUGCUGUGGACAUGUCUACUGCAAUCUUGAAACUUUCUGAGAAUGGAGAGCUUCAGAAACUCCGUGAGAAGUGGUUCUGUAAGAUGGGUUGUCCAGGAGAGAGGAAAAGGAAUGCUCAGCCUAACCAACUCCACUUGAUCAGCUUUUGGGGUCUAUAUUUGUUAUGUGGUAUCUUCACUCUUGGUGCCUUUGUAGUGUUUCUGCUCCUCACGGUUUGCGAAUUCAUGCGUUACAAAAAACUGCAGGAGUCUUCUCCUUCAUCCUCAAUUCCACCAAAGGCUCACUGUUCUCAGGUCAUUUACAGCUUUUUGUGCUUCUUUGAUCAGAAGAAAGAAGCUAUAAAGAAAAUGUCUACGCAGCCUGUCAAUUCUCAAGGUCAGAUUUAGCGAAUUGAUAUGUAAAUAUAUACCAUGGGAGGACUACUUCAAGGGCUAUACCCUCUUUUUUUUUCAGAACAUGUUGAACAAGACGUAGUUUUUGUAGCGAAUUAAGUUGCCACGGUAUAGCAACACUUCAUAGCGAUGUACAUAUCGCUUUUCCCUUUUUCA